This is a messenger RNA of Grosmannia clavigera kw1407, 2094 nucleotides long. RefSeq names its product oxidoreductin. Bases 1 to 2094 code for a protein of 697 amino acids. Gene Ontology annotation, molecular function: FAD binding; protein-disulfide reductase activity; cyclin-dependent protein serine/threonine kinase regulator activity. Lineage: Eukaryota; Fungi; Ascomycota; Sordariomycetes; Ophiostomatales; Ophiostomataceae. The record is from RefSeq and is a predicted model, not a curated record. Gene Ontology annotation, cellular component: endoplasmic reticulum; endoplasmic reticulum membrane. The transcript has 5 exons. Gene Ontology annotation, biological process: protein folding in endoplasmic reticulum.
AUGUCGACGCUUCAGGAAAUGCGGCAGCUGGGCAUCGACCCCUCACGUCGGAACGCACGGGCGCGCCCUCUGGCCGAUGACGAACGAAAGGCUCUCGAGCCGUUCUUGGACAAUAUACAUUACUCGCAGAGAUACUCCGAUGAUGAAUACGAAUACCGACACGUGCUGCUACCGAAGCAGAUGCUCAAGCUCAUUCCGGACCAGUAUCUCGACCAGAGCAAAAAGACCCUGAAGCUAUUGUGGGAAGACGAGUGGCGGUCCAUGGGGAUUACACAGAGCCUCGGCUGGGAACACUACGAAGUCCACGAGCCUGAGCCACACAUUCUACUUUUCAACUCCGCCGCCAGAUCUGCACCCUCACAGUACCACUUUGUUGUGUCUAACAAGUCCUACUAUCAGAUCUCACCGAAAGCCAUAGUCUCUGACGCUUGUGCUUCCUACUCCACUCUCGAGAGGCUCAACGAAAGGGUCUUCCCAGCCGUGACCGAUCUCACCAAGACAACUGACUUCUUCAGCCACUACCGAGUCAAUCUUUUCCACAAAACAUGCCCCUUCUGGAACGAUGAUGACGGCAUGUGCGGCAACAUUGCCUGUGCCGUGCAGACGCUAGAGAACGAGGAGGACAUCCCAAAGAUCUGGAGGGCCAGUGAGCUGGGCAAGCUCGAAGGCCCGAAAGCCCAGCACCCGGGAAAGCUGACCCAGAAGCAACUGCCGCAGAAUCCACUGCGGGGCGGCUUGGGCGCAAAUGUCGGCGAGAGCUGCGUGGUCGAGUACGACGACGAGUGCGACGAGCGCGACUAUUGUGUGCACGAGGACGAGAGCGCCGGUUCCAAGGGCGACUACGUGAGCCUGGUGCAGAACCCGGAACGGUUCACAGGUUACGCAGGACAAGGCGCUCAGCAGGUGUGGCAGGCGAUCUAUCGCGAGAACUGCUUCCAGAAAAGCUCGUUCCCUCACUCGGCACAGCUGGGCUCUGGGCCACCGGCCAAGGGACCAGCAGCUCUGGACUUCCGGACGGUGCUUGAAGCCGCUGGCCGGCAGCAUGCAUUGGAGCAGCAGCGUCAGCAGAUGCCCAGCACGCCGUUUGUAGCGAUGACGGGCCUCGAGGUCGAGGACGAGUGCAUUGAGAAGCGCGUUUUCUACCGACUCAUGUCUGGCAUGCACGCAUCCAUCAGCACGCAUCUCUGCUGGGAUUUUCUCAACCAGACCACCGGUGAAUGGACGCCCAACGUGGAGUGCUACGCCAACCGUCUGCAAAAGUUCCCGGAACGCAUCAGCAACCUGUAUUUUAACUAUGCCGUGGUCACACGGGCGAUUGCCAAGCUGGGUCCCCACCUGUCGUCAUACACCUUCUGCUCGGGCGAACCGGAACAGGACCAGGCUACACGGGCCAAGGUGCUGGCUGUGACGGACAAGGCAGCCAGCGUGCCGCAGAUCUUUGACGAGUCGCUCAUGUUCAAGAACGGUGAGGGUCCCUCGCUGAAGGAGGACUUCCGCAACCGGUUCCGCAACGUGAGUCGGCUUAUGGACUGUGUGGGCUGUGACAAGUGCCGGCUUUGGGGCAAGGUGCAGACGGCCGGCUAUGGCACGGCGCUGAAGGUGUUGUUUGAGUACGAUAACGACGGCAAGGUCCCGCCGCUGGAGCGCACCGAGCUUGUGGCCCUGUUCAACACGUACGCGCGGAUCAGCAGCUCUCUGAACGCGAUCCAGAAGUUCCGCAUCAUGGCUGCGAAUGACGAGACAAUUGUGGCAGCUGCCAGCGCUAUCGCAGACGAGCCGGUGCAAUCGAUCUCUGACCGGGUGCGGAAGCCGCACCACGUCAUUGUGCCAGAGCGGUCUGAUAGCACGGCUGCUGGCGAGGACGAGGAAGUGUAUGACGAGUCUCAUUACCCCUCUAUCGGAGAGUGCAUUGGCGAGGAACUAGACAACGUCCUGAAAGCGUUUAAGUUUCUCUUCGAACGGUACAUCGCCUUCCCUCAGAUGAUGUGGCACAUUAUCUCGACAGAGCUGCUGCGUCUGUGGCAGUUCUUUAUCGGGCUGCCGGUUCGGCCGCGAUCAUGGGCAUUUGAGCGGCCAAGCGUGGACGAAUUGUAG